This is a messenger RNA of Budorcas taxicolor (takin), 4992 nucleotides long. It is a transcript of the gene TUT7, whose product is annotated as terminal uridylyl transferase 7. The transcript has 28 exons. The record is from RefSeq and is a predicted model, not a curated record. Gene Ontology annotation, molecular function: RNA uridylyltransferase activity; nucleic acid binding; zinc ion binding. Lineage: Eukaryota; Metazoa; Chordata; Mammalia; Artiodactyla; Bovidae. Bases 11 to 4648 code for a protein of 1545 amino acids.
GUCAAAGACCAUGGGAGAUGCCACAAAACCUUAUUUUGUGAGGCGUCCUAAAGAGCGAGGAAUUACAGAUGAUGAGGAUUUCAGAAGGGGUCACCCCCAACAAGAUUAUUUAAUAAUGGAUGAUUAUGCUAAAGGCCAUAGCAGUAAAAUGGAAAAAGGCCUUCCCAAAAAAAAAGUAACACCAGGGAACUAUGGGAAUACUCCCAGAAAAGGACCGUAUGCUGUUUCUAACAAUCCAUAUGCAUUUAAGAACCCAAUUUACAGUCAACCCACUUGGAUCAAUGACAACCACAAAGAUCAGAGUAAGAGAUGGCUAUCUGAUGAACUUGCCAGUAAUUCAGACAGUUGGAGAGAAUACAAACCUGGACCUAGAAUCCCUGUUAUAAACCGACCAAGAAGAGACUCUUUUCAGGAAAGUGAAGAUGGAUAUAGGUGGCAAGAUGGAAGAGGCUGCAGAACUGUAAGACGACUAUUUCAUAAAGAGCUGACAAACCUGGACACCAUGUCAGAAAUGGAAGCGGGAAGCCCUGAAAACAAGAAACCGAGGUCCAGACCUCGGAAGCCACGGAGAACUAGAAAUGACGAAAAUGAACAGGAUGGAGACUUGGAAGGCCCUGUGAUCGAUGAGUCUGUGCUUUCAACGAAGGAGCUGCUGGGCUUACAGCAGGCUGAGGAGCGGCUGAAAAGAGACUGCAUCGACAGACUGAAAAGGCGACCAAGAAACUACCCUACAGCAAAGUACACCUGCAAACUUUGUGAUGUUUUAAUUGAAUCCAUUGCAUUUGCUCAUAAGCAUAUCAAAGAGAAGAGGCACAAGAAGAACAUUAAGGAGAAGCAAGAGGAAGAGUUGCUCACCACGUUACCCCCGCCUACACCCUCCCAGAUAAAUGCAAUUGGUAUUGCCAUUGACAAAGUGGUACAGGAGUUUGGCUUACACAGUGAGAACUUGGAACAGAGACUAGAAAUUAAACGUAUCAUGGAAAAUGUGUUCCAACACAAGUUACCAGAUUGUUCUCUGAGAUUAUAUGGGUCAUCCUGUAGCAGAUUGGGUUUCAAAAAUUCGGAUAUAAACAUUGACAUUCAAUUUCCAGCCAUUAUGUCUCAGCCAGAUGUUCUCUUACUUGUCCAAGAAUGUUUAAAGAACAAUGACUCUUUUAUUGAUGUUGAUGCAGAUUUCCAUGCUCGGGUGCCAGUGGUGGUGUGCAGAGAAAAGCAAAGUGGUCUUCUUUGUAAAGUGAGCGCAGGAAAUGAAAAUGCUUGUCUGACAACAAAUCAUUUAACUGCCCUUGGAAAACUAGAAUCAAAGCUGGUUCCUCUGGUAAUUGCAUUUAGGUACUGGGCAAAGCUUUGCAGUAUAGAUCGUCCUGAAGAAGGAGGUUUACCACCUUAUGUGUUUGCUCUGAUGGCCAUUUUCUUUCUUCAACAGAGGAAAGAACCCCUUCUGCCUGUUUAUCUAGGAUCAUGGAUUGAAGGAUUCUCACUAAACAAAUUAGGAAAUUUCAACCUUAAAGAAAUUGAGAAAGACUCUGUGGUCUGGGAAUACACUGAUAAUGUUGCAGGGGAUGUGGACUCAGCAAAAGAGGAGGCGCCAAAGGAGAUGGCCGUUAAAAGGGGACAGGUAUCAUUAAUAUUUGAUUCAAAACAGCAGCCUUCAGUACCAGUUGGGCAACUCUGGGUAGAAUUGCUUCGAUUCUAUGCUUUAGAAUUUAAUUUGGCUGAUUUAGUGAUAAGUAUCCGUGUCAAAGAAUCGAUAUCUCGUGAAUCAAAGGAUUGGCCCAAAAAACGCAUUGCCAUUGAAGAUCCCUACUCUGUAAAAAGAAAUGUGGCAAGGACCCUAAAUAAUCAACCUGUGUUUGAAUAUAUACUUCAUUGUUUAAGAACAACAUAUAAAUAUUUUGCUCUUCCACACAAAGUUACGAAAUCCAGUCUUCCAAAGCCUCUGAGUACUGUCAGCUGUACUUCUGAAUGUUCUAAAGAAAUAGCAAAACACGAUCCAGAGGUACAAGCGAAAGGUGAUAAACUCAAAAACUCAGUUUUGGCUCAAGGUUCUGGUGCUGCCAGUUCAACUGCAAACACCUGCAAGGCACAGCCACUUACUCUUAAAGAGACCACUAAAAACUUUGAAAGCCCAUCAGCAGAGAAAAUGGGAAACUCACACAUCAGUGUCCACCUGGAAAACUCUGACUGUAUUAAGGCAAAAGUCAGUUCUGGUGACUCUAAGGACGUUGAAGUACAUCAUCAAGAAACAGGAAGUAAAAAUAAGAAAGAAAAAAGUGGAAAGGAAAGCAAGCAUCCUUUGACUGCUGAUGAUCAAGCUUUAAGUAGUAGCAAGUGUGGAGCGCUUGUCACCUGUGGCAGCCCAGGAAAUAAGGAGACAGAUACCACUUUGGAUCUAGAAGGCUUCAGAAAUCCUGUAGCUAAAGAGUAUGAUGAAUUUCCUACUUCCUAUGCCAAGGCUGAUGUUGAUGAAGAAAGCAUAGAAGGUACCAGUGAACUUGGAGAUGCUGUAAGCCACUUUACCCCUUCAAGACAGAGCCAGAUAUCAGGAAUCCUUCACUCUGAUGAGGAAGAGGAGGACGAGGAGGAGGAAGAAGAACCCCGGCUCUCCAUUUCCCGAAGGGAAGAUGAGGAUGACAUUGCUAAUGGAGAUGAAUUAGACAACACCUUCACUGGAUCAGGGGAUGAGGAUGCCCUGUCUGAAGAGGAUGUGGAAUUAGAUGGAUCUGCUAAGUAUGAAGACUUGAAAGAAUGUGGAAAACACCAUGUAGAUGGAAAUCUACUAGUGGAACUUAAUAAAAUCAGCCUUAAAAAAGAAAGUGUAUGUGAGGAAAAUUCAACUGUGGACCAGUCUGAUUUCUUCUAUGAAUUUAGUAAACUCAUCUUCACCAAAGGCAAGUCUCCUACAGUAGUUUGCAGUUUAUGCAAACGAGAGGGUCAUCUAAAGAAGGACUGUCCUGAAGACUUCAAAAGAAUCCAGCUGGAACCUUUGCCACCAUUAACACCCAAAUUUUCAAAUAUCUUAGAUCAAGUUUGCAUUCAGUGUUACAAGGAUUUUUCUCCAACUAUUCUAGAAGAUCAGGCUCGUGAACAUAUUCGGCAAAACCUAGAAAAUUUCAUAAGGCAGGAGUUUCCAGGAACUAAAUUGAGCUUGUUUGGCUCCUCCAAAAAUGGAUUUGGGUUCAAACAGAGUGACCUUGAUGUCUGCAUGACAAUUAAUGGACUUGAAACUGCUGAGGGGUUGGACUGUGUAAGAACUAUUGAAGAAUUGGCAAGAGUCCUCAAAAAGCAUUCAGGACUGAGAAACAUCUUGCCUAUUACAACAGCAAAGGUGCCAAUUGUAAAGUUCUUCCAUUUGAGAAGCGGGCUGGAAGUGGAUAUCAGUUUGUAUAACACAUUGGCCCUUCAUAACACAAGACUCUUAUCUGCUUAUGCAGCCAUUGAUCCCAGAGUGAAAUAUUUGUGCUAUACUAUGAAAGUAUUUACAAAGAUGUGCGAUAUUGGCGAUGCUUCUAGAGGCAGCUUAUCGUCAUACGCAUAUACGCUCAUGGUGCUUUAUUUUCUCCAGCAGAGGACUCCACCAGUUAUUCCUGUCCUUCAAGAGAUAUACAAAGGUGAAAAGAAACCUGAAAUAUUUGUUGAUGGCUGGAAUAUUUAUUUUUUUGAUCAAAUAGAUGAACUGCCCAACUAUUGGCCAGAAUAUGGAAAAAAUACAGAAUCUGUUGGGCAGCUAUGGUUGGGACUUCUUCGUUUCUACACAGAGGAAUUUGAUUUUAAAGAACAUGUAAUUAGCAUCAGGAGAAAAAGUCUGCUUACAACUUUUAAGAAACAGUGGACAUCAAAAUACAUUGUUAUUGAAGAUCCAUUUGAUUUGAAUCAUAAUCUUGGAGCCGGAUUAUCAAGGAAAAUGACAAAUUUUAUAAUGAAAGCAUUUAUUAAUGGGAGAAGAGUAUUUGGGAUUCCAGUCAAAGGAUUUCCAAAGGACUACCCCUCAAAAAUGGAGUACUUUUUUGAUCCAGAUGUACUAACUGAAGGAGAGCUGGCCCCAAAUGAUAGAUGUUGCCGCAUUUGUGGGAAAAUUGGACACUUCAUGAAGGACUGUCCUAUGAGGAGAAAAGUGAGGCGACGGCGAGAUCAGGAAGAUACCCUGAACCAAAGAUACCCUGAGAACAAAGACAAAAGAAGCAAAGAAGAUAAAGAAAUUCAAAACAAGUACACAGAGAGAGAGGUAUCCACAAAAGAAGAUAAACCCAUGCAGUGCACACCUCAGAAAGCCAAGCCAGUGAGGGCAGCUGCUGAGCCAGGGAGAGAGAAAAUCCUCAGGCCGCCAGUGGAAAAGUGGAAGAGACAGGAGGACAAAGAUUUAAGAGAAAAACGUUGUUUUAUUUGUGGAAGAGAAGGGCACAUUAAAAAGGAGUGCCCUCAGUUUAAAGGCUCUUCAGGUCUGUCUAAAUCAGAUUGUGUAUUUGGAUCCCCUUCUUCAUCUAACCCUUUGAGACCAGCUGGCACAUUUGUUCAGGCAGUGCUUUUACAUGAAGACCAAAAGAAACAAAAAACAUCUAUAUUUUUGAGUCCCCAGUCAGGUAGCCUUUCCAGUAAAUAUAUGACUCAGGGAAAAGCCUCAGCGAAGAGGACCCAGCAGGAAUCAUGAGGGAAGGAAAAUGCCGCAUUCUAAAUGGCCACUCAGGCGUUCCUAUUCACUUUGAAAAUUAGGUUCAUUUCACAGGACACAGCAGCAUAGAUCAGGCUUCAACUUAACAUUUAAGGGAAAUGUCAGAUUUUUUUAACUUAAUGAAAUUGUUAAUGAGGAAAAAAAUGUUUAAUAUAGUCUUACCUACUACAGAUCCCUAUAGAUUUAAGGAUUUUAAUAGAAAGCCAUGAUGUAUGUAUUUAAGACAGGUUUUUAAAAAAAAAAAUGUAACUAUGGGCCAGUAUUCAUUGAAUACAAUUUCAAGCUUUUUAAUUAUUUCGAAGCACACUAAAAAGAGUGGGCUG